Messenger RNA from Cydia pomonella (codling moth), 3598 nucleotides. RefSeq lists its product as uncharacterized. Gene Ontology annotation, biological process: regulation of mitotic nuclear division; activation of protein kinase activity; regulation of mitotic spindle organization. The transcript has 9 exons. Gene Ontology annotation, molecular function: protein kinase binding. The record is from RefSeq and is a predicted model, not a curated record. Lineage: Eukaryota; Metazoa; Arthropoda; Insecta; Lepidoptera; Tortricidae. The coding region runs from base 220 to 2253 and encodes 677 amino acids. Gene Ontology annotation, cellular component: cytoplasm; nucleus.
AUUAACAUGUGAUCGGCAUAUUCGAAUGUCAUAAAAUUAGUUGUUGAUAGGUGGCGCUUUCGUCGUGCUACAGACGGUAUUGAGCUUUUUGUAUCAAGACUAGAGCGCCAGCUACAAUCUGUGCCAUCCUGCCAUGCCAUCUGUGGUCAUGCAUUUUGGUUGACAUGUCCUUAGGGUCAUUGUGCUCAUGCCAAAACCAAAAGUAACGUUAAUUUCGAAAUGACCGACAAAAAUCUUAGCCCACCAAAUAGUUCUGUAUCUACUCCGCCAACAUAUAAAAAAGUGCGAAAUCCCUUUGAUAGAGUACUGAUCGAUAAAUUACACAAACCAAUAUGCAGUCCUUCAAUGUGCAAAAUUUAUAAGAAAGAACGGCGGGGAUCGUUCCGUUGGGAUAUAGACCAGGCAUGUACGUUACAGCCGACGGACAUAGUCGCAUGCAGCAGUCAGUUCGAGCCUUCCCCCGACCCUAAUUUAGAUCAAAUAGCUGAGGAGGCUACAGAAAUAUUCUUUUCGCAAGAAAUGGUAAUGCCAAGUCCAAUGGAGUCCUCAAAGAAGAAACCACAACUUAUGCCUCUUGCUGAAAGUGAGAAGCUGAUUGAAAGCUUUAAAGACAGCACUGUGAUUUUGAAAGAUGUUUCAGCUCAGACCACCCUCAGUUUACCUCCAGAACUACCUCCAGAGUUAGAGAAAAUAUUAGCUCCAUACUUCACAUUCAAUCAGGGCCGAGACAUCUUCGGCGAGUACGAAAUCACUGCAAACGGUUCGCUGCGUCGCAAGUUGUUCUUCGAGCAUAGCGACAUCGGGCACCAUAGCGAGUGCGAUUCGGAACAAACUGAUGACGAGCAUCAUGACCCUCAGCCGCCGUCGAGUUUCGAGCCGCACAACCCGGUCACGGUCAGCCCAGACUUGUACAAAGAUUUAGUUAAAAAAGGCAUGAAGCGAACAUUCGACACGCCUGUAGGAAAAGGCCAGUCCCACUGCAAGCUACACAACAAAAUCCUCGACGUUAUAGAUUUUGGAGACCACUGCAUAAGUCCUAUACAUUUCAACACUCCACCUAAGAGGCUCGACCAGCAAUCAUCGAUGUCAUCGUUCGCUUCGGUGUCUAUAUCACCGGUCACUAAAGUCACUUCUAGUGAUGAAGAGAAAAACAACUUCACCUCGCCCGAAUCCGAGGCCAUGGCGACAUGUUUAGACUGCAUCGCCUCCGACUCGGAUCCUGACAGCGGCAAGAAAGGCCGCUGCUUCUGCAAGUCCACGCCCAACAUUAGCUUAAAACGUAGUGCUUCGCUGAAGGAUUCGCCGCCGCGGAGGAAGCAUUCGUUCUCGUUUGCGGGCAAGCGGAGUUUGAGUCUGUCGAGCUUGCAUCGGAGUCGGUCGGUGCAGAAGCUCGACUUUAGCAUGAACAUGAGUGUGGACGGCUCGCUGCAUGACCAUUCGCAAGCGGAUUGUGAAUCUUCACCAUCACCAGAUGCACCCAAUUCGUGGUCACUAGUCGGAGACGCCAGCGUCAGCCAUUUAGAGAAAGAAUCGCACAAGGAGCUCAGUCACACUAAGAGGCCUGCCAAGAAGUAUAGCUUGGAAACUAUGGACAAUACACCUAUCAAAGGAAAAACGAAGAACAGUGGGCGACAUGAAAUUAGCAAAAUUCGGGCACCAUUGACCAUGACUCCAAUGGAUAUGUCCUUAGAUAAUAGCUUAGAUAUCUCAGAUAACGCCCUCAGCAUGGAGGACAAGAAGAUAGACUUCAACAACAUUGAUCUCAAAUUUUUGACUGAAAAUAUUACUAAGUUCGAUUACACUGCCACGGAAGUUACUAAGAACGCGACGGACGCAACCUCUAGCUUUAAGAAACUGGAUAGUGGAAUUAACGAGAACACUUUCUUUACGAACGCUUCUAGUUACUACGAAUGCGCCAUAAAACCCUCAGAGUUAACUAUUACUAAUACUAAUGCGUCGGCGUUAAAAGAAAUCUCUAAUGUACACUGGGCAAGAGUGGACAGUGGGUUCAAAGAUGAGACAUCUUCAGACAAUACUCAGUUUUCUACGAUUGACUCGAAAUCUAAAGUAUUUCGCUUCACUGAGGCUAAGUUAGAAGACAAGGAAAAUCUAAUGACUGGAAACUUCAGCGGGUUUCUGAACCAACCUUCAAACAAAGGUGAGGUUAUGUCAAUGUCUGAUUUGUUCCCAGAUGACAUGACUUUCACCUGUAACUUCUCUUCGACCCCUUCCAAAAGCAAACCCAACACUUAACAGCUAAACUGAUAUUUAGAAUUAUACUUUUAAGCAUUUGAGAUAAAUGAUUAAGGGAUGAUCGGUAUCUCAGAAGGAAUCGGUAUCGAAACAAGGAAACAAUCAUGUCUUUUUAUUGAAAAUAGUACAUUGUGCAACGAGGAGGGUAAGUGAACUCUUGGAUACGAGGGUGGUAAUUCUCGACAUCUGCAGGCUGGAGGGAAUUAAAGACCCGAGUUUGCAAUAUUCUUACCCCCGGAGUUACACACAAUGUUUUUCAUCACACUUGUGAAGAAAAAACUAAAUUUUAAGCGAAAUAAUCCUUAAAUACGGUGACAUAUCAAACAUUCGUCUGCCAUUUUGUAUUUUCUUGACAGGUUAGGUAUGGAAGGCACAGACCUAUUCGGCAUUCAGCCACGAUUGGAAAUUAUGUAAAAAUAUUUUAAACGGCUGUUAAAUAAAUAGAAUUAAAUAAUUUUAAACAUAAAAAAAUAUUUUAAAUAAUAAACGUUAUAUAAUAAAUUAUUUUAAAAGUAAACUUUCAUGGUUCAUAUGAAUUAGUGACAGAAUUAAAAGAAAAAACUAUAACUCUCUAGGGAGUUAUAGCUUUUUUUCACAAUCCAUAACUCCCGCGGGAUCAAUAUAGCCCUUUGUCCUUCAGUACACCUGCAUGAAAUAAGAUCUUUUUCGAGCAAGUGUGAUGAAAAUACUUUUUAAAAAUCUGUAACUAUUUAAAUGCAAAAUAAUGUAAAUGAUCGCAUAUUAUUUAUAAUUGUUACUAAAUUGUCGUGAUUUAUUUUUCAACCGUGUUUUUCAAUAAAAAGACAUCAGAAUCGCCUACCUUCUUUCUAAUGCUAAAAAACGGACUAUAGAUAGACAGAGAUAGAGUUAAAGUUUGUACUAUUGUCUGAGUUAUGAAUAUUUAUAUAAAAAUGUAAGUAUAUGACAAAGCGUAGAUCCAAUGAAAUUAAAAUUUAAUUACUGGAAAACAAUCUUAAUAACGUAGUUAUCUCAUUAAACACACGCAAAUGUCAGUUUUCUGUUUCUAAUUCUGUAGUGUUCUGUAGUGCCAAUUUUACGACUUAUGAGCUUUUAUAAGAAAACUUAUUUUUUAGGCGUUUAUGUGAAUUCUAGAUAUUUUUUUACGUAGAAUAAUUAUUAAUGUUUUUAUUGGAUUAUGUCUGAUUUUGUGAGCUUAAUGUAACACUCAUUGCCAGCCUAUACAAUAUGAACUCGGUCGUCGGGUCAAAGGUAAUGUAAUGAAAGAGUUAGCAGAUAAUAAUAAUGCAUGAAAUUUGUAUUUUGUAGUUUUGAUGAUUGUUUACUUGAGUCAAGUAAAAAUUUAAUAAAGUUUUAAAGACUGAAA